Molecule: messenger RNA, 897 nt
Organism: Capsaspora owczarzaki ATCC 30864
Lineage: Eukaryota; Filasterea; Ministeriida; Capsasporidae
Exons: 2
Coding region: 9-767 (252 amino acids)
Biological process (GO): protein sumoylation; double-strand break repair via homologous recombination
Cellular component (GO): nucleus; Smc5-Smc6 complex
Molecular function (GO): SUMO ligase activity; zinc ion binding
Source: RefSeq, a predicted model, not a curated record
GUUGAAACAUGAGCCAAGUGCAGCUCAACCAGCAAAUCACGACCAACAUUGCCAACCAGCUCAAGCUGGUCAGUCAGAUGGUCAGCACUGUGCGCAAGGAAGCACUCGCAUCCACAUUCAACAGGUGCUCGGAGGUCGCAGUGGAUCUGGCAACGCACGGCGGCGCAGAGGAACACCAGCAACGAGCGCUCGAGGAAGGCCAACUGUCGCUGCUGGCGUGCGAAGAGCGACUCGCCCACUUGAUCAAGGUGCUGGACGACGUACAAAAGGAAUGCCGUGGGGGCAUGCGACCGCCGCCGCUGGACUCGUACGUGGAGGAGCGGUUGAAGGGCGUCGAGGCCUCUGUGCCGUACGACCCGGCCAAAGACGAGCGGUUUACAAGGUACCGCAAGGAGGUCUGGAAGGCAAACCCCGGAAGCAGACCCAACCCAGACCAGGAGGACGACACAGACCAAGAGCUUGUGGCGCAAGAUUCGGUCGUGCCGGAAAUCUGCCCGAUUACAAAGUCCAGGUUGGUCGAGCCCGUGCGCAGCUCGAGGUGCACGCACACGUUUUCCAGAAAGGCCAUCCAGCAGCUCUACCAGCAGGCAAAGAAGAAGCUCAUCUGUCCCGUGCCCGGCUGCAACCAGGAAAUUCGGCUAGAGGAGCUUGAAAGGAACAUUGACAUGGAAAAGCAAUUGCGACGAACCGAUAUUCAACAACGCACUCAGCGUGCGUCCCAGUCGACGCAGCGCCAGGAUAGUGACGACGAAGAGGUCUUGUCGUAGAUGAUGACGGCCGAGCUGAACGAGGAAGGUUGUGACGAGUGAAAAAUGGUAUUGUGUGUGAGUGAGGUUGUUGUGGUGUUGUUGUUGUGGUGGUUGUAACUAAUUUCAAAGUAGGGUUUUUUUGAUCGGU